Messenger RNA from Mercenaria mercenaria, 6256 nucleotides. Its product is annotated as RNA helicase aquarius-like. The transcript is spliced from 35 exons. The record is from RefSeq and is a predicted model, not a curated record. The coding region runs from base 426 to 4610 and encodes 1394 amino acids. Gene Ontology annotation, biological process: mRNA splicing, via spliceosome. Gene Ontology annotation, molecular function: helicase activity; mRNA binding. Gene Ontology annotation, cellular component: catalytic step 2 spliceosome. Lineage: Eukaryota; Metazoa; Mollusca; Bivalvia; Venerida; Veneridae.
CCAUUAGUUGGCAUUCCCGAAACGAAACGAACAUGUUUUUCGAAAACUUCAAAAUAUACCUUGAAAGCGUUAUGUUUGACUGGCAGUUUUAUUAAUACUGUUUAUAAACUUGCUAUGUUUACUUUGAUCUUCUUUUAACAUUGACAGGUAGCUGUUCUCAUGUUUUGACCAGUAGAGUAAACUUAGACAUAUUCGGACAAACAUAUUUGGAUAUCUGCUACAGCUGAUUAACAGGUCGGAGGUGAAAGCAAACACCAAAUUGUAAUCAGAAAGCGCAGCAUGUUACACUAGUGUUUGUCCUUUUUGUUCGGGUAAAGGAUGAUUUUUGAUGAAUAGAACACCUGACAUGCAGUAGGCAGUGAUCAACAUUCUUGUACAAGUUCACAGAGAAAGAAGUGAUCUGGAAUAUAAUUUCCAACAAAGAAAUGAGUGAGAAAACUGCACAGAAAACACCAGGCCCUAAAGGGGUUGGGACACUAACAGUUGAACAAAUACAGGAAGACAGAAUAACACAGUUGGCUGCAGAACUCUGGUCCCCGGCUGCAUUAAAGAGAAAUGUGCAAUUUAAACCAGAGGUAGUUGAAGAGAUAUAUAACAAAGAGCUUGUGUCCACCAACUUUGCAACAAAACGUGUUAUGAUGCUAGAAUUCAGUCAGUAUUUAGAGAAUUACCUUUGGCCAAACUUUGAUCCCGAUAAGUCUAGCCAAAGUCAUGUGUUGUCUAUAAUCUUAAUUAUCAAUGAAAAGUUUAGAGAGAGAGUACCACCAUGGAGUUGUUUCAAGAAGAAAUCAGAGCAUUUUGCAGCAUUUUUCCACCAUAUACUGGAAAUGACACUGUCAGAUGUUAGGUCACUAAAGGAACAGUCAUACCUCAUCAUAUUCCUCAUACAUUGCUUCAGAAGUCUUGAGAUGGACCUGAUACGAGAACAAGUACAGAGACUUGUGUCACUUCCUAUCUGGACAUGCCUUAUACCUGGUAGAAGAGAAGAACUGUUUAAGGCCAAUCCAAAGUACAGGAAGUUUUACAACUUCAUCAAGAGAAGUGACAGCAAGUUAUCCACAGAACAGAAGAAGAAGGUGGAAUUUGAGAGAACUUUCUUAAACAGUCUGAUACACAAAUAUAUCACUGUGCUGAACACUGUACCUGAGAAAGGCAAAGUUGGUGAGGAGAAGAUAAUGUAUUGUGAAAGAUUUGUUGAGUUCCUAAUUGACAUUGAGGCACAGUUACCAACUCGACGAUUCUUCAAUGCUCUCAUGGAUGACAGCCAUGUUCUCAGUAUCUCACUGCUGUCAAAUCUUACAAAUCGGGAGGAUGGAAAACUGUUUUCUGAGUUACUGGAUAUGCUAAAAGUAUAUGCAGAAUUUGAGAUAGAUGAGGGCACAGGAGAGGCCCUUAACUUACACAACAGAAUAGAUUUGCAUUACAAUAGGGUCCUUGCUCUUCAGAAAGUUGCCUUUAAACAUUUCCCAGACUUACAUCAGUUUGCUAUAGCCAAUGUGGCGAGUGUAGACAGCAGGAAGUCCUUGUUGAAGUACUUUAAUCCUCUCAGUACGAGUGACAUACACAGGAUAUUGGGUCAUCUCAACAUGUUGCCUAUGUUAGAAGAAGGCCAGGACUCGACACAAGACAGAGAGUUCCUUCUAGAACUCUUGGUAAGCCACCAUGAGAGAAAGAAAUCACAGCUGGAACAGAUUAAUGAGAUGCCCCUGUACCCUACAGAAGAUAUCAUCUGGGAUGAAAAUAUAGUGCCAACAGAGUACUAUAAUGGUGAAGGGACACUUGCGUUGCCUAAGAUCAACCUGCAGUUCCUGACAUUACACGACUACUUGCUGAGAAACUUCAAUCUAUUCAGACUAGAAUCUACAUAUGAGAUUCGACAGGACAUUGAAGAUGCCAUAACUCACAUGAAACCAUGGAAGGCAGAGGAUGGGUCCACUUAUUUUGGGGGAUGGGCAAGAAUGGCACAACCAAUUGCAGGAUUUAAUGUGGUAGAGGUUGCAAAGCCCCGUGUAGGAGAGAGUCACCCUGCCCAGGUUAGGGCUGACAUUACAGUGACCCUCAGUGUUGUACAGAGCAUCAAAAAUGAAUGGGAAGGGUUGCGGAAACAUGAUGUAGCAUUUUUAAUAUCGAUACGUCCUCCUCAUGAUAUUGGUUUCAAAUAUGACAUAAAGUCACCCUUCAUACCCCAGGUGGGCCUGAUGUAUGUCCGAGGCUGUGAAAUAGAGGGGAUGCUUGAUGCAGAGGGAAAGGUCAUUGAAGAAGGUCCAGAACCAAAACCAGAAUUAAGUGGUGAUACAAGAACAUUCCGUGUUUGGUUGGAUCCUAACCAGUAUCAGCAUGACAUGGUAGCAACAGAAGAUGGUGCCGAGGAUGUCUACGAAUCUUUCAACAUUAUCAUGAGAAGAAAACCUAAAGAGAACAAUUUCAAGGCAGUGCUGGAGACAAUCCGUGAUCUGAUGAAUACAGACUGUGUUGUACCAGACUGGCUACAUGAUUUAAUUCUAGGAUAUGGUUCUCCUGAUGCAGCUCACUACAAACAAAUGGAGAAUAGGAUUCCCAGCUUAGACUGGAAUGAUACAUUUUUGUCAAUAGAACAUCUGUUUGCUAGUUUCCCUGGUUAUGAGAUAGAACUAGCAUCAGAAAAUGUGCAGGCACAAUCUCCAUUUAGAUUAUCAUUUGUUGAGGAGGAGACAGAGAGCAACAAGAGAAAGGAAGGAGAGGACGCCCCCACCCCAGUACAGAAAAUCAUUGUUCAACCUCAUGUCAUACAAAACAGGGGACCCUACUCCUACAGUCAGCCUAAAAAGAACAGUAUAAGAUUCACGCCUACCCAGAUUGAAGCCAUUAGGUCCGGUAUGCAGCCUGGUUUGACCAUGGUGGUAGGGCCACCUGGUACAGGUAAAACUGAUGUUGCUGUACAGAUCAUAUCUAACAUCUACCAUAACUUCCCGGACCAGAGAACACUCAUUGUCACACACUCUAAUCAGGCUCUCAAUCAAUUGUUUGAGAAGAUUAUGGCUCUUGAUAUUGCUGAGCGCCAUUUGUUACGUCUGGGUCACGGUGAGGAGGCCCUGGAGACAGAAAAGGAUUUCAGCCGUUACGGACGUGUUAACUACGUACUGGCUCAGAGACUUGAACUUCUUCAAGAGGUUGCUAGGUUACAGGAGAGUUUGAAGGUACCGGGUGAUGUGUCAUACACAUGUGAGACUGCAGGCUACUUCUAUAUCUAUCAGGUGCUGGCAAGAUGGGAAGAAUUUCAGAGUAAAAUUAGGAAACUCAAGGAAAAGACAACUGAAAAGAUUAAAGAGUUGUUUCCCUUCACUGAAUUCUUCAAGAAUGCUCCUCAACCUCUGUUUAAAGGCAGAAAUUACGCUGAAGAUAUGGAUAUAGCUGAAGGUUGCUUUCGACACAUCAAGAAAAUGUUCACACAAUUAGAGGAAUAUAGAGCUUUUGAGUUACUGCGUAGUGGAUCUGACAGAGCGGACUACUUGUUGAUCAAGGAGGCAAAGAUAAUUGCUAUGACAUGUACACAUGCUGCACUGAAAAGACGAGAUCUGGUCACGGUCGGCUUUAAGUUUGACAACAUAAUGAUGGAAGAAGCUGCUCAGAUCUUGGAGAUUGAGACUUUCAUACCUUUACUUCUACAGAAUCCUGAGUUUAAUAACAAUCGUUUAAAGCGUUGGAUAAUGAUAGGAGAUCAUCACCAACUUCCACCAGUCAUCAAGAACAUGGCAUUCCAGAAAUUCUCAAAUAUGGAACAAUCUCUCUUCACCAGACUAGUCCGCCUAGGAGUGCCAACUGUAGAUUUAGAUGCUCAGGGCAGAGCAAGAUCAAGUAUUGCUGGCCUUUACAACUGGAGAUAUAAGAAGCUAGGAAAUCUUCCUCAUGCUAUUACUAACCCGGAGUAUCGUCUGGCCAAUGCUGCAUUCGCCUAUGACUAUCAACUCAUCAAUGUGGAAAACUUCAAUGGUGUUGGGGAAUCAGAACCCAACCCAUAUUUCUAUCAGAAUCUUGGAGAAGCAGAGUAUGUGGUAGCAACAUUUAUGUACAUGAGGUUGAUGGGAUAUCCUGCUGAGAAAAUCUCUAUACUUACAACAUACAAUGGGCAGAAACAUCUCAUCAGGGACGUUAUCAACCAGAGAUGCUCGAAAAACCCGUUCAUUGGCAGACCAUACACUGUGACCACAGUAGACAGGUAUCAGGGACAACAGAAUGACUAUAUCUUGCUAUCCCUGGUCAGGACAAGGACUGUAGGACAUCUCAGAGAUGUGAGGAGAUUGGUAGUGGCCAUGUCGAGAGCCAGGCUUGGACUGUAUGUGUUUGCAAGGGUUUCCCUAUUCAGUAACUGUUUUGAACUCACUCCAGCUUUUAACAGGUUAUGCUCAAGACCAACAGAGUUACAUAUAGAUCCUCAGGAAAAUUUCCCAACACCUAGAAAGAUUGACGAGCCACCUCUACAUCCACCAAUGGUUAUCAGUGAUAUGCCACACAUGGCUCAGUUUGUAUUUGAUCUCUACAACCAGAAGAUUGAUUCACUAAUGAGGAUGAGAAAUCUACCUUCAGCAGAGAGGUUAUCGGAACCACCAAGGGCAAGGAAAGAAAAAAGCUGAAAUCUUCUCAGACAUCAAAACUGGAUGUGAAAACAACAGAUUGACUCUUCUCAGUGCAGGAAUAAACUGGAUGUGCUUACAAUACACACACGCACACAAACUAUUAUCUGAUGAACUGGAUUCCUUUACUAUAGACAAGAUUUUUUAAGUGAUGACAGUAAAUAUUACAGUCACAGAAAGAUAGUGCUAAAUAUGAACUGUGAGACAGUCGUAUAUAGGUUGCAGCAUCUUCGAAUAAAUUCAUUUCAUUUUUACCUGUACUAUUCAAAGAAUAGGUAGAGCUAUUGGACUCACCCAUGCAUCAGCGUCAGCGUCCCACUUUGGUUGAGUUUUUGUAUGUAAGCUGGUAUCUCAGUAAUCACUUCUGGGAAUGGAUUGAAACUUCACACACUUAUUCACUGUGAUAAACUGACUUACAUUGCACAGGUUCCAUAACUCUAUUUUGCUUUUUUACAACAUUUUGGCCUUUUUUUGGACUUAGGAAUUUUUGGUUAAGGAUUUAUAUGUAAGCUGGUAUCUCAGUACCCACCAAUGGGAAUGGGUUGAAACUUCACACACUUGUUCACUGUGAUGAUCUGACAUGCAUUGCACAGGUUUCAUAACUCUACUUUGCAUUUUUACAAAAUUAUGCCCCUUUUUCAACUUAGCAGUUUUUGGUUAAGUUUUUGUAUGUAAGCUGGUAUCUCAGUACCCACUGUUUUGUGUCCUUAUUGACGAACAGAGAACCAAACACGUAAAGUACUACUGAUCUCUUUUAUUUCUGUAGACUUGUUAAUCAUGUAAGAUGGUAAAAAGCUUAAAAUAUGAACAAACCUCCAUUUCAUGCAGAUCUAAUAACUUCUAUAUUUUAUGCCAUAAAAUUAAACAUACAUCUCAAAAUAUGCCAAAGAAAUACUAAAAUUGCCAUACAGUUGCUUUAAGUUUAGAUAAUGAAAGGUAAUGAGUUACGAAAAACUGGGUACGAGCUGCCCUGAGAACGAAUCGUAAAAGUUAAACUGAAACAACAGGCUUGUAUGUAAGGAUUAAACCAACCAAAUAUAAUGUACAUUAUCUAUAUCAUGAAAGACACAAAAAAUUGACUAGAACUUACACCAUGGGGCUUAUAAAGACUAGACUUUCUUAAUUUGUUUGAGUAUUUGCAAAUGGCGACCUUUUAUCGCGGUAUUGCGAACUUUCUCCUUAAAGAAGAGUACUCAAAGCUCAUUUCUUUUAAAUGAACCGAAAGCACGAACAGACACAAGAAGACUUUCAUUAAUGGCUGUACGCACUAACAGCACACCCACUAUUGGGAAUGGAUGGAAACUUCACACACUUGUUCACUGUGAUCUGAUAUGCAUUGCACAGGUUCUAUAACUCUGUUUUGCUUUUUUUACAAAAUUAUGCCCCUUUUUCGACUUAGAAAUUUUUGGUUAAGUUUUUGCAUGUAAUGGAAAUGGAUUGAAACUUCACACAGUUGUCCAUUGUCACGAGCUGAUAUGCAUUGUGCAGGUUCCAUAACCCUGUUUUGCAAUUUUACAAAAUUAUGCCCCUUUUUGGACUUUAAUAUUCAUUCAGUUGACAAGGCUGUUGAAUAGUCGAGCGUUGCUGUCCUCCAACAGCUCUCGUUUUGUACAUAAAGUUCUGAAUAAUAAAGAGAACUAAAUUUA